This is a messenger RNA of Daldinia vernicosa, 255 nucleotides long. RefSeq lists its product as uncharacterized. The record is from RefSeq and is a predicted model, not a curated record. The transcript is spliced from 4 exons. Lineage: Eukaryota; Fungi; Ascomycota; Sordariomycetes; Xylariales; Hypoxylaceae. Gene Ontology annotation, biological process: proteolysis. Bases 1 to 255 code for a protein of 84 amino acids. Gene Ontology annotation, molecular function: serine-type endopeptidase activity.
AUGCCAUAUAGUAAAUUGUCAUUGCAUGGCUUUAAAGUAGCCGGUGGAUAUGACUUCGUCGAUGAUGGCAAUUGGCCUAGCGAGGAGAAGCAACCUGACGACGAUCCUCUUGACGUCUUUGGCCACGGAACUCACGUCGCUGGAAUUGUCGCAGCAAAGGCCGAUUCUCUUACUCAAAUUGCAAAUGGUAAUUACACGUGGCGAUUCGCUACACUCAGACCGUUCGGAGACCCGACUGUUUCAGAAGACUCCUGA